AUGAGUCCACCAGAAGGCGCAAUUUCAGCUUGGGAUUAAAGCUUCAGCGGUAAAUGGAGAGGCAGAGCUGCACACUUGGGUGGUGAAACGGAUCCACAACACAACAGCACUGUCAAACUUCCCUAACGUGCUGUUCACGAGAACCAGACCAUGUUAGCCCUAAAAGCACUGGGUGUGUGUGAGCUGAGCCUGUGCUGUGCUUUCCUCCUUCUGCAUGGAGUGCAGUCUGAUUCCAGACUGACCAGUAAAACUUUGGAGCUGAUGUCUAAAUACCGACUGAUAGAUGGACACAAUGACCUCCCUUUGCAACUCCGCAUGCGCUAUAAAAACAGUCUCAGCAAGUUUAAUGUGUACAACAGCUCGAAAACAGCUACAGAUAUUACCCGACUCAAAGCUGCUCAUGUUGGAGGACAGAUAUUUGCGGCGUAUGUGUUAUGUACAGCUCAGGACAAGGACGCCGUUAGACUGGCAUUGGAGCAGGUUGAUGUGAUACGACGUCUGUGCACUGAAUACCCAGAACUGGAGUUGGCUACCACCGUUGCAGAAAUGAACGCCACAAAGAAGAUAGCUUGUUUAAUCAGUAUAGAAGGAGGCCAUGCAAUUGAUAGCAGUCUGCCAGCUUUACGGAUGUUCUACCAACUUGGAGUGAGAUCUGUGACCCUCACACACACUUGCAACACACCUUGGGCAGAAAGCUCUUCCCAAUAUUACUCUUACUACAAGAGAAACAACAAUGCCUUGACAGAUUUCGGCAAGGCCGUAGUGCAUGAGAUGAACAGACUGGGAAUGUUGAUCGAUCUGUCUCAUACUUCCUGGGCUACGGUGCGAGCCGUGCUGGAAAUUUCAAAAGCUCCGGUCAUCUUCAGCCACUCCUCUGCCUACACCAUCUGUAAUAACUCACGCAACGUCCCUGAUGACCUGCUUCGCCUGCUGAAAAAAAAAGGAGGGCUCAUCAUGGUGAACUUCUACAAGGAUUUUAUAGCCUGUGGUGCUCAAGCAAAUGUCUCUCAUGUAGCUGACCAUUUUGACCAUCUUAAGCAUGUGAUAGGAGCAGAGCACAUUGGAAUUGGGGGUGACUACGAUGGGGCCAGUGGAUUUCCUCAGGGUCUGGAGGAUGUGUCUAAAUACCCUGCUCUGAUUGGAGAACUACUGAGUAGAAACUGGAGUGAGCAGGAACUGGCAGGCGUGCUGAGGCUUAACUUCCUCCAAGUCUUUGAGAAAGUGGAGAAGAUAAGUGAUAGACUGCGCAACACUCUUCCCAGUGAGGUGGAAAUCCCCCUUGAAGAGGCCCAAAACGAAUGCCGUUUGGUGCUGAAGCGUCCGGAUGGGUCCAGAAAGUCAUCCGGUAUGCAAGCGAGAAAUCUUUUAAGCUCAGGUGCUCUGUUUUGGACCGUUCUCUUUUUCCACUUUAUGCUGCUACAUAAACCAACAUAUCCGAACUGAUGCUGAUAUAAUAAUUCUUUAAAAGGUCUCAAGACCUUCUUUGUGAAAAGGGCAAAGCUAGUUUGAUUACUAUUUUAGUGAAGCCAUAUAUUCAAGCAUUUUAGAAUUGAAGACCUUGUUUAUACCUAGUUGUUUCAUGCUGUUACAAAUUCCCCUUCUCAGCAUGUGAUUGGUUUCCCAGUGCGAUGAGUACUGCACUAUUUUGUUUUGUUGAGUUCUCUCCAUGUCCUUUUUGUUUAUGUUGUCUGUGUUCCUGUGCGCCUGUGUCUUGGUUCUGUCUCUACCCUGUCUCAUUACUUGUCUGUUACCUCAUGUGUGCACCUGUUCUGAGUGCAUCCCUUGAUUAGUUUGUCUUAUAUCCUGAUGUUCCUUUGUCCCAUCACAAAGUCUCAUUCAGUGUGAGACUGCAUUACUGAGCCUUGUUCUUUGAUUCCGUAUUUCCUGGUUUUGACCUUGAUAGCACUUUUCUUUUUGAAUUUUCCUUGUUUGUUGACUAUGGAUUAUGAUGACGAUUUUUGGAUUAUCCCUAAUAAAUAACAGGGAGUUUAGGGAGUUUAUACACUUGCAUCCUGCCUCUGAGAAUCAGGAUCACACAUGGAUACGGAUUAUACAUAUUGAAAUUAAAAUGUAAAAGUAAAUGCAUUUAAAUCAGUUUUGUGUCCUAUUACUUAAACCAGGGGCUCUCAGACAUUUUGCAUCCCUUUCCAGAGUAAAAGAAUUUCAACGACCCCCUUAUGAACAAAACACAGAUUUGCUUAAAAACAUUAGGGCAAAUAUGUGCCAUCAUAUAAAGGAAUAUGAUUAGAUUGGAGCUUUUUGUUCCUGAAAUUUCCACUCAUAUAAAUGUACAUUUAAAACAUUUUAUAACAUAUCACCAGCACUUCCUGGUUUAAAUUUGCAUUUAAAAGUUAACAUUAUUUAUAUAUACUCGUUUUGAGUUAUUGAGUUUCAAUUAAUUGAGUUUCAAUUGAGUUUCAGUUAACUUUCAUUUCAAGUGACCAGUUGAUUAGGCUUACAACUGUGAUAAUAGCCAUGACAACCUUGAUACUAGUUGAUAGUAGAACUAUGAAGUGAAACUACUUCAGGAGGUGGUCUGACAUUUUAGUUCUGUUGUAUAAUCUCUCCAAGACACAUUCGACAGCCAAAACCCCUCCCAGUAGGUGAUGCGUGAGCUUCAUGAAUGCUGAAGUUGGCGCCUUUGAAAAUGUUAGCUAAAUUAAAAACAGCACAAAAAAUCAUGAAGUAAAACAAAGAACAUGUAUGGGAUUUCAGGCUGUCUGACCUGAGACACACUUGACUACAACUGUAAAUGCAUGUGGUUAAAAUCUUAUCACAAUACAAAGACAUAUGAAAUGACCAGGGGCCUAAGUUGUGUCAAAAGUAUCCUUUUAUUUCUGGGAAUUUCAUUCAUGACAUCUUGCCUUUUUGUCUACCUUCAAGCUCACGUUCAGGUUUUGGUAUCACACUUCAGUUUGCUGUCAGCAUCCACUGGCAUUUUUCAUAAAUGUCCUCAGGGCAGAUGCUAGACACUUUAAAUAUAGAAAAUCAUAACAAAUAACUGCAACCAUUUUGGAAUAUAUGUAUAAAUCCAAUGUAGCCAUGCAUCCAGCCUGCUUUACAGAUGAUUAUCUGUUUUGUUGUCAUUAUUUGAACAGUCUUUGUUAUAAAAAGCAGAACUGUGAGCUUUUCACCUUAUACUUUUUUUUUUUAAAGAAACUGUUAUAAUUUACUUGCAAACUUUCACUGUACUUUGUAUUUUAGGUGAUCCAAUAAGACCUAGUUUUGUAAAUUGCAGAUGGAAUAAGAGACAGGUGCUAUUAAUUCUCAAUUCAAGUUGAAUAUAUUUUUCAUUAAUCAAAAUGUUAUAUUUGACUUUUUGUGACCUGGUCAAUUAAUGUAAUGCUCUGUCAAUUCUUAUACAUUCAAAAAGUUGAAUAAUUGUAAGACUACACCAAUAUAUAUAUUUUUUUAAAUUAAAUGUCAAAACUGUGUUUUUUUUCUUUCUUAUGUCAUUACUUAUAUUUAUUAGGUUUAUGCUACAGAAAAUAAAUGGUUGUUAUUAUUUUAUAAAUAUAUUUUUGAAAAUCAAGUUUUAUUUUAUAACCACAUGCAUAGUGUACACAAAGUUGUAAUAAUGUGUAAGCUUUUGAUUAUUUUUUCUACUAUGUGCUCCUCAUUUCUAUAAUCCAAGCAUUCAAAAAUUGUUGCGCUACUUGUGUACUAGAUUUGUGAAUAUGGUGCUUCUUUUGGACAUCCCAGUAUUAAGUUAUAUGACAUCAUUCAUAAAUAAUUCAUAUCAUUUCACUCAGGAGCCCCCAUACGUCCUACGACUGAUAGAGGUAACAUGCUCUAAAAAGCCUAGCUGUGCCUUCUUCUGAGCUGAGAAGCUAAUAUUUGAUUAUUUAUUGUAAGUAAAUGCCACAUUUGCUAGAAAUGAUGUAUGAAAAAGCUGAAUCUCGAAUGUAAAACUGUAUCUCAAAUGCUGUAUAUAUACAUAUAUAUCUAUAUAACUAUAUCUUAAAAUGCUGCACAGUGAGUCAGGCACAAUUAAAUUGUUGUAAAAUUGGAUAAAAUCCUGGUCAGUUAUUUUGAUUUAAUAUUGGCAUGUAUUUCAUACUAAAGCAUUUCAUUCAUUCUAUUAUUACUUUUUUUUUUUUUUAAAUAUUACAUAUUUUCUUUUGAGGUCUGAUUUUCGUGUAAAAAUAUUUGAAGUCAGUGCCUCGAUAACAUGACGAGUUUCAUUUUUUUGUCUUAUUAACUUCAUGAGAAAGAAAAAAGAGUGUGGUGAUGGAAAGACUAUAGUUUAGGUGGAAAGAUUGUAGUCGCUGUAACAUGUGGCGUUCCACAACAUAUGUAGCUAAUGUAUACGUAUAAUGAUGUAAAACAAGUCAUUCAUUAAUAAAUUUUAAAUUGUAAUCAGGGACAAAUUGCUGUUGUAUAAGAAGAACAAAAUACUACAGGAUAUGCUGCUAUAGGAAAACAGUCCACUUCAGGGUGGUAACAGUGAUUAUGCUUUAUGUUGGGCUGCAUCACAUCACCCCAUCACCGAUUGUUUUCUUAUAACAGCACACUGUCAUGUUUUAUUCCUUGUGUAUAUUCCUUUGUUCCGGUAUAUUUUGUUUCUCGUGCGUUUAAUGGCUACUCCUUUAAAAUUUUUGAGAGUAUUGAUUUGAGAGUAAUACAGAAAUACAAAAGCAGGACCUGUGCAUGAUAGUCUUAUAUAAACUUGUUGGUUGACGAGCCACUUGACUUGACUUAGUUGGUGACUCAUGAACCUCUGGUUUGUGAGUGUUCUGCUUUUUAAUCACUGAAUUUAUCUGUCUAGACUAGGUUUGAGCAAAUCAAGCAUUAGCACACACCAACUGACUUGAAUUUUAUAUUUUUUAAAUUUAUUUUUUCAUUUUUUUUUCAUUUUCACUUUUACAGAUGCAUUUGCCUGUUCAGUUAUUGUGGCCAUAAAAAUAUCAAUGUGUAUCAGUCACAGCGGUCAUUGCGAGUUGUGUGGAUGCCUAAAUAUGAAAAACGUCAUCUUUUAAUUUACAAGGUUUAACAUUAUAUUUCUUUGAAACGUUCAAAAGUCCAGUACAAAAAAGUCAUAAGUUAUAAAAUCAUUUCAUGUUUUCAUCCAAAAUCAUGAAUAAACUCAAUGCUCUUUCUUUGAUCAUUAUCUACAACCUGGUGCUCUCAAGCCAAUGGGGAGUAAAAGCAAAUAAAUAAGGAAAUAAAUAAAAUAAAAACUACUCCAAGUAAAAUUUCUGUUUGGACUGAAGCUCUGUAUAAAAAACUUAUAGAAACACAUGUACUGAUGUGUCUGCAGCUGUUCCAAAUUAGCUUAACAUUUCUUAAAACAGCAGAUUUAUGUAGUUGCAGUUUUAAUUCUAUGUGCAGACUGAUAAACCUUCCUGUUUACUGUCCGGCCUACAGUAUUUAACCACAAAUGGUUUAACAUGGUAUUUCUGUUUCUAAUGAGAAGCAGAUAAGCUGGCGUCUGUCUUUCGGUUUAGUUUCUUAUCAGCUGAAAUACACUUUAGUGCAGCUUUUGAUAGUUUCCAGGCAUGUGCCAUGUCUGCAAUUGCUUAAUACAUUGUGUGUGUGAGUGUGUGUUCAUUUGAAUACUUGUAAGGCUGAAGCCAGAGAAUGAGUGCCAUAUGGGUGCAUUCAUUUAGAAUGGAUCACAACUGAAAUUCUGUAUAUGAGAUAUAAAUUUAUCUCACUAAUGUAUCUCACUUUUUUCCUGCAUUAAAAAAAAGAUGUUUUAUAUCUAAA
Messenger RNA from Pangasianodon hypophthalmus (striped catfish), 5709 nucleotides. RefSeq names its product dipeptidase 2 (gene dpep2). Bases 151 to 1443 code for a protein of 430 amino acids. Gene Ontology annotation, molecular function: metallodipeptidase activity. Gene Ontology annotation, biological process: proteolysis. The record is from RefSeq and is a predicted model, not a curated record. The transcript has 11 exons. Lineage: Eukaryota; Metazoa; Chordata; Actinopteri; Siluriformes; Pangasiidae.